UAAAAAAAUAAGUAAUGGAUUAGUAGCUAAACACAAGAAGUUGGACAAGACCCGACAAUUUAAUACGAGACGCGUUGACCUUGACCUUGACUUUUCGUCAGCACAAAACGUUAUCUACGGUAGUCACUGAGAGAGAACAAACAAUCAAAUUUGUUUCAUAUAUCACUCAAAGCUUGAUGAGAAGAAACACAGAUCAAGAAAGCCCAAUUAUGUCUUAUUACUCCUCUUUCUUCUUCCUUUUCCUCUUCUCCUUUCUCACGAGUUUCAGAGUUUCUGCUCAAGAUCCCACUUACGUAUACCACACCUGUCAAAAUACGGCAAAUUACACAAGUAACAGCACUUACAACAACAAUCUCAAGACCCUUUUGGCUUCUCUUUCUUCCCGCAACGCUUCCUACUCCACCGGAUUCCAAAACGCCACCGUCGGCCAAGCUCCAGACAGAGUCACCGGACUUUUCAACUGCCGUGGAGAUGUCUCAACGGAAGUUUGCCGUAGAUGCGUCUCCUUUGCCGUCAACGACACCUUAACUCGGUGUCCUAACCAGAAAGAAGCCACACUUUAUUACGAUGAGUGUGUACUUAGAUACUCUAACCAGAAUAUUCUCUCGACACUAAUAACCACCGGUGGAGUUAUCUUGGUUAACACCCGGAAUGUGACAUCUAACCAACUAGACCUGUUAAGUGAUUUGGUUUUGCCUACUCUGAACCAAGCCGCCACCGUAGCCUUGAACAGUUCCAAAAAAUUCGGUACGAGAAAAAACAAUUUUACUGCGUUGCAGAGUUUCUAUGGACUGGUUCAGUGCACACCUGAUCUCACGAGACAAGACUGUUCGCGUUGUCUCCAACUGGUCAUCAAUCAAAUACCUACUGACAGAAUUGGUGCAAGAAUUAUUAAUCCGAGCUGUACUUCAAGAUACGAGAUCUACGCGUUUUACACCGAAUCCGCCGUUCCACCACCACCACCACCACCGUCAAUUUCUACUCCUCCAGUUUCAGCUCCUCCGCGAUCUGGAAAAGAUGGGAAUUCAAAGGUGUUAGUGAUAGCCAUUGUUGUGCCUAUUAUAGUGGCUGUUCUGCUUUUUAUAGCUGGUUAUUGUUUCCUUACAAGAAGGGCAAGGAAGAGUUAUUACACACCAUCUGCAUUUGCUGGAGAUGAUAUCACAACAGCAGACUCACUACAGCUUGAUUAUAGAACAAUUCAAACUGCAACAGAUGAUUUUGUAGAGAGUAAUAAGAUUGGUCAAGGUGGAUUUGGUGAGGUUUACAAGGGUACUUUAUCGGAUGGGACUGAAGUUGCGGUGAAGCGACUAUCAAAGUCAUCAGGACAAGGUGAAGUAGAGUUCAAGAACGAGGUUGUUCUUGUUGCAAAGCUACAACAUAGAAAUCUGGUUAGACUUCUUGGGUUUUGUCUAGACGGAGAAGAAAGAGUACUGGUCUACGAGUAUGUGCCCAACAAAAGUCUUGAUUACUUCCUCUUUGACCCUGCAAAGAAAGGCCAGCUGGAUUGGACUCGACGAUACAAGAUUAUCGGUGGAGUUGCUCGAGGGAUUCUGUAUCUUCAUCAAGACUCACGACUCACAAUCAUACACCGUGACCUCAAAGCCAGUAACAUUCUCUUGGACGCGGAUAUGAAUCCUAAAAUUGCAGAUUUUGGAAUGGCUAGGAUCUUUGGAUUGGACCAAACCGAAGAGAACACAAGCAGAAUAGUUGGUACCUAUGGUUACAUGUCUCCCGAGUAUGCAAUGCAUGGUCAGUACUCAAUGAAAUCUGAUGUCUAUAGCUUCGGAGUGUUAGUUCUUGAGAUUAUAAGUGGCAAGAAGAAUAGCAGCUUCUACCAAACAGAUGGUGCACAUGACUUGGUCUCAUAUGCUUGGGGGCUUUGGAGUAACGGGCGACCAUUAGAACUCGUGGAUCCAGCUAUUGUAGAAAAUUGCCAAAGGAAUGAAGUUGUUCGAUGUGUCCAUAUCGGUCUUUUAUGUGUUCAAGAAGAUCCUGCUGAGCGUCCGACGUUGUCAACCAUUGUUCUGAUGCUCACUAGUAACACUGUGACUUUACCCGUGCCACGGCAACCCGGUCUUUUCUUUCAGAGUAGAAUUGGAAAAGACCCGCUUGAUACAGAUACAACGAGCAAAUCUCUUCUAGGGUCUGUUGACGAUGCAUCCAUCACAGAUAUACAUCCUCGAUGAUGAUGAGUUUUUCCCUUCAUACCUGAUUCCUGAAUCUAUUGGUGUUGAAAAUAAGUUAAAAACUUCUUUUGUUAUAGAAUGUUUGUAUUGUAAUUGUAACCACAAGCAAGUAUAAGAUAUAUACCAUUUACACGUUUCUCCA
This is a messenger RNA of Arabidopsis thaliana (thale cress), 2328 nucleotides long. RefSeq names its product cysteine-rich RLK (RECEPTOR-like protein kinase) 10 (gene CRK10). Gene Ontology annotation, biological process: response to stress. The coding region runs from base 177 to 2186 and encodes 669 amino acids. The record is from RefSeq and is marked reviewed. Lineage: Eukaryota; Viridiplantae; Streptophyta; Magnoliopsida; Brassicales; Brassicaceae. Gene Ontology annotation, molecular function: ATP binding; protein kinase activity; protein serine kinase activity. Gene Ontology annotation, cellular component: membrane. The transcript is spliced from 7 exons.